GACCACAAUGGCCAGGUAAUUACAUUUCUUGUCCAAAACUUUCCCUAGAAAAAGAUAGAGAGUAACCCACAACAAAGCACUCCCCAUUCAAUCUCCUCCUGCCACCUCAGCACCUUCCUCCUUUCUCACCUCAUCCAUCCUUCUCCACUAAUCUCCCUUCCUCAGAAUCUAAAAACCUUCUCUCCACACUCUCUUCUCAAUCCCAAAACCUAUUUCUUCUUCUUCUUCCUCUUCAAAAUUCUCCCUUCAAAAGGGCAAAAAAAACUUUAAAAACCCUGGAAAAUGUCUCUCACAAUUCCCACAAGUCUCUUUAAACCCCUAUUGAAACCGAAGCUUAAUCCUCAAAAAUGUUCAAGACCCAUGAUCAUGUGCUCCGCCUCUCCGACCCCAGAUCAGAAACCCUCUUCUCCGCCGCUUCAGGCAUUCUCCGCCGCGUUGGCUCUCUCCUCCAUCCUCCUCUCGGCCCCACUCCCGGCCGCGGCUGACAUCUCAGGGCUAACUCCGUGCAAGGAGUCAAAACAGUUCGCGAAACGUGCGAAGCAACAGAUAAAGAAGCUAGAAUCUUCGUUGAAACUCUACGCACCCGACAGUGCUCCGGCGUUGGCCAUUAAAGCGAAGGUGGAGAAAACAAAACGGAGAUUCAAUAACUAUGGGAAACAGGGUUUGCUUUGCCGGUCGGAUGGGUUGCCCCAUUUGAUCGUGAGCGGCGAUCAGAAGCACUGGGGCGAGUUCAUUACCCCGGGGAUUUUGUUCUUGUACAUUGCCGGCUGGAUCGGGUGGGUUGGACGAAGCUACUUGAUCGCCAUUAGCAACGAGAAGAAGCCAGCGAUGAAGGAGAUUAUUAUUGAUGUUCCAUUGGCUUCACGGUUGCUGUUCAGAGGUUUCAGUUGGCCGGUUGCGGCUUACAGAGAGUUCCUUAACGGUGACCUUGUCGUCAAGGAUGUGUAAUCUAAUUGCCUCCUCGGGUUUGUCAUCGUCCGUAACCUUUGAAUUGGUGUUCGGGUUCGAUUCAAAUCGAAAUUCGAUAAUCCAGUUGAAUUUGGAUUGAAUCCUCGUUAUUGUAUCAAUGAGCUUCAACAAUUUCUUCUGUCAGCUCAAAGGAACUCAAGCUCAAAGUCGAAUUUAAAUGGAUCGUUUAGGAUUUAAAUCAAACCUAAGUCAGCAUAUGUUUAAGCUUGAUUUGACUCAAAUCUGGCCAUAUCUGUUUUUGAGUGAUAGGGUUGUUAGUGAUAGUUUCUCAAUUAUUGGCAGUGGUUGUGAAAGCACUCGAAAAACGAUCAUAAUGAGAAACUUUAUACAGUAUUUAUAUAAUUAAAUAAUUUUGAAUUAAAAAUAAUAUAAUAUUUAAUCAUUCAA
This is a messenger RNA of Mangifera indica (mango), 1356 nucleotides long. Its product is annotated as photosystem I reaction center subunit III, chloroplastic-like. Gene Ontology annotation, cellular component: photosystem I; chloroplast thylakoid membrane; photosystem I reaction center. The transcript has a single exon. Lineage: Eukaryota; Viridiplantae; Streptophyta; Magnoliopsida; Sapindales; Anacardiaceae. The record is from RefSeq and is a predicted model, not a curated record. Bases 283 to 948 code for a protein of 221 amino acids. Gene Ontology annotation, biological process: photosynthesis.